Molecule: messenger RNA, 2869 nt
Organism: Camellia sinensis
Lineage: Eukaryota; Viridiplantae; Streptophyta; Magnoliopsida; Ericales; Theaceae
Product: putative cyclic nucleotide-gated ion channel 14
Biological process (GO): monoatomic ion transport; transmembrane transport
Cellular component (GO): membrane
Molecular function (GO): monoatomic ion channel activity
Source: RefSeq, a predicted model, not a curated record
CUUUUCUUUACUGUCAGUUAUUAGAGAGAAAGGCCACAAUGGCAAGUCAAGCGCAUAAGACAACCACCGCCCACCACAAAGAGAUUCAUUCAGCUCAAUUCAAUCCUCUCUCUCUCUCUCUCUCCCUCCUUUUAGUCUCCAAAUUUUCGUAGUUGAUUUGAAACUAGUAUGGCUUCUGGUUUGAUAACAUGUUCAAAAUGAACUGUUUUUACCCAUUUUGGGAACACUUCAAAUCCAUUUUCAAUCCAAACCAAUGAAUGAAGAGUAGUAAAUCCAACAAGAAUUCAAAUGGGUAGAGCUCUAAUCACUAUUUGGAUCUUUUCUUUCACUUUUCAUCUUCAAUUCUGAACCAAAUUACAAAGCAUGGAGUUCAAGAAAGGCAAGCAAGUGAGGUUUCACAAUGAUGGAAACCAAAACCUUGAAAAACCCUCUGUUCUGUACAAAGUUUCAGCACCUUUGUCCAAGCCUGAUAGUGGAAUUGAUGAGAAAACUAGAACAAAGGGGAGUCUCGAAUUUGGGGGUUUUAAAGUUUUCCCGGAAAAUCAUCACAAAAAAUCAUGGAGGGAGAAAAUUAUUGAUCCAGGAAGUGAAGUUUUCUUGCAAUGGAACAGAAUUUUCCUUUUCUCGUGUUUGGUUGCACUUUUUGUAGAUCCAUUGUUUUUUUACCUUCCUUCAUUAGUAGUAGUGAGUGAUAGCAAUUCAUCAUCUUGUAUGACUACUGAUUUAAAUCUGGGAAUUAUUGUCACCUGCUUUAGAACAAUUGCAGAUAUUUUCUAUUCGUUACAUGUUUUUAUCAAGUUUCGGACCGCUUAUGUAUCCCCAAGUUCUAGGGUUUUUGGUAGAGGUGAACUUGUUAUGGAUCCUAAGAAGAUAUCAAGAAGGUAUUUGAAAUCUGACUUCUUUAUAGAUGUCAUUGCAACACUGCCUCUUCCUCAGAUUGUCAGAUGGUUCAUUAUACCUGCAAUUAGAAGUUCCGAUGCUGAUCACACCAACAAUGCCCUUGCACUGAUUGUCCUGUUUCAGUAUAUUCCUCGAUUAUAUCUGAUUUUCCCAUUAAGUUCUCAGAUAAUCAAAGCUACAGGAGUUGUCGCAAAGACUGCUUGGGCAGGCGCUGCGUAUAAUCUCCUUCUGUAUAUGUUAGCUAGUCAUAUCUUAGGGGCAUCCUGGUAUCUGUUGUCAAUUGAACGGUAUGCUACGUGCUGGAAAUCAGUUUGCAAACAUGAAAUCAGCCCUAUAAGUGCUCUCCCCAUUUUGGAUUGUGGUACUUUGAACAACAUGGACCGUAUAUCGUGGGCAAAUAGUACUACAGUGUUUAGUAGUUGCAAUCCUGCUAACACUAUCAGUUUCAAUUAUGGGAUAUUUCAAAAUGCAGUAACAAACAAUGUCGUCAACUCGAAGUUCCUUGAGAAGUACUUCUAUUGUUUGUGGUGGGGGUUACAGAACUUAAGUUCUUAUGGCCAGACUUUGUCUACAAGUACAUUUAUUGGCGAAACUGCAUUUGCGAUACUCAUAGCCAUCUUGGGUCUGGUUUUGUUUGCCCAUUUGAUAGGAAACAUGCAGACCUACUUGCAAUCUCUCACCAUGAGGCUUGAAGAGUGGAGACUCAAGCAACGAGACACUGAGGAGUGGAUGAGACAUCGGCAGCUCCCUCAAGAUUUGCAAGAACGCGUGCGCCAUUUUGGGCAAUACAAGUGGCUUGCAACACGUGGAGUCGAUGAAGAGUCAAUUUUACAAGCCUUGCCUACAGAUCUACGUAAAGACAUCCAACGCCACCUUUGUGUAGACCUUGUUCGACGUGUUCCGUUUUUCUCACAGAUGGAGGAUCAACUACUUGAUGCCAUAUGCAAGCACCUAGUAUCAUCAUUAAGUACACAAGGCACCUACAUAGUUCGUGAGGGUGAUCCCGUGACAGAAAUGCUUUUUAUCAUCAGAGGGAGACUAGAGAGCUCCACCACAAACGGAGGGCGCACGGGUUUCUUCAAUUCAAUUACUUUGAGACCGGGUGAUUUCUGUGGAGAGGAACUACUUGCUUGGGCAUUGCUUCCAAAAUCAACUGUUAACUUGCCAUCAUCCACAAGAACAGUUAGAGCACUUGUUGAAGUAGAAGCCUUUGCGUUGCAAGCAGAAGAUCUCAAGUUUGUGGCAAAUCAGUUUAGACGUCUUCACAGCAAACAGCUACAACACACGUUUCGGUUCUACUCUUACCACUGGAGGACGUGGGCUGCGUGCUUCAUUCAGGCUGCUUGGCACCGAUUCAAGAGGAGAUUGAUGGCAAAGAACCUCAGCAUGAGAGAGUCAUUCUCAUUUGCUUCUGAUGAGCGAUUGGCUGAUGAAACUGAAAGAGAGGAUGAAGAAAAGGAUGAUAAUGCUCCAUCAUCAUCGUCCACAACUUCUUCUCAGGCAAAACAGAACCUGGGUGUGACCAUUCUGGCUUCAAGAUUUGCUGCCAACACGAGGAGAGGGAUUCAGAAGAUGAAGGAUGUUGAAUUACCAAAGCUGCAGAAGCCUGAAGAGCCUGAUUUCUCGGCUGAACCAGAUGAUGACUAAGUCAACAUCCUACUAUGCUAGAUUAUACUUUCACUGCCAAGAUUGAGAAGAAGAGUUACAAAAGUCCGAAAGGAGCGAGCAGGUAUCAAAUAUUUCUUGAUGAAAGAAAGAAGCAUGCCUGACAAAUACUCAUUAGUUUCUGAUAUAUAUAGUGUUCAUUAGAUUGUUAUAGUUUUAUGUAGCAUAUCUUGUUUAAAGUAGGAUAUAUAGCAAUGGUUGAGGAUAUUAAGAGUGUAGAACUACUUGUGCCAGGAUUUGAGAUGUAUGGAGAUAUUUGCUCAAAAUGAGUGGAGCUAAUUAAGCACUGUUUCUUUUGCAUGUU